GAAAUAAACAACAAGACAAAUUGCUUGGCCUCGCCGAUAUAAAUAGCUCGUCACUAAAGGGCACGCAACCGUGGAUAGAUAGGCAGGCGCACAAACAAUCGUAGUAGUACAAGUUAUUGACGAGAUGGACGCCGGCGGCGAUGCUACCGAGAGCAAGGAGCAUUUUGUCCUAGUGCACGGUGCCGGCCACGGCGCCUGGUGCUGGUUCAGGCUCCUGCCCCUGCUCCGGGGCUCCGGCCACCGCGUCUCCUGCGUCGACCUUGCUGGGGCAGCCGGCAGCCGCGUCGACCCCGGCUCUGUCCGGUCGUUCGACGAGUACACCGCGCCGCUCGUCGACCUCCUGUCCGCGCUGCCAGACGGCGAAAAGGUGAUUUUGGUUGGGCACAGCGCAGGAGGGCUAAGUGUGACCCAUGCAAUGCAUUUAUUCAGCGACAGGAUUAAGCAGGCAAUCUUCAUAGCAGCAACCAUGCUCCCGUUUGGCUACCAAACGGAACAAGACAUCAAAGAUGGCGUACCUGAUUUAUCCGAGUUCGGGGACGUGUAUGACCUAGCAUUUGGUCUUGGAAUGGAUCACCCGCCAACGAGUGCAGCACUGCGGCCAGAGUUCCAGCGCAUGAUCCUGUCCCAGCAAAGCCCCCAAGAGGACUCUGCGCUUGCCUCCAUCCUACUCCGUCCAUGGCCUGCCGCCUUGAGCGCAGCCAGGUUUGGGAGAGGCGGCGGGGACAGCAGCGCGAUCGACCAGGUGCGGCGCGUGUACAUAACAACGGCAAAGGAUUGCAUGGUGAAGCCGGAGCAGCAGGAGGCGAUGAUUCACCGGUGGCCACCGAGCAAGGUUGUGGCCAUGGACACCGACCACAGCCCCUUCUUCUCCGCACCGGAGCGUCUCUUUCAGCUCAUUGUCAAGUUACCGUGACCACUUGUACACCAUGCAUGCACGGUCUGGGUGACGCCUAGCUGCUCCUGCUCUUGUAUUCUCCACUUCUCCAGUCUUCACUGUGUGAUGUUACUUGCAUGCCAAUUAAGUUAUCAACAAGGCUGUAAAGUUCCAGA
Triticum aestivum (bread wheat) is the source of this 1050-nucleotide messenger RNA. Its product is annotated as methylesterase 17. Bases 125 to 913 code for a protein of 262 amino acids. Gene Ontology annotation, biological process: salicylic acid metabolic process; jasmonic acid metabolic process. NCBI's taxonomy places the organism in Eukaryota, Viridiplantae, Streptophyta, Magnoliopsida, Poales, Poaceae. The record is from RefSeq and is a predicted model, not a curated record. The transcript has 4 exons. Gene Ontology annotation, molecular function: methyl jasmonate esterase activity; methyl indole-3-acetate esterase activity; methyl salicylate esterase activity.